CCUGGGAGAGAGGCAAGAUGGGAGCAGUGGCUGUUAGGAAGCCAGCACCAUCUCUGAAGGGUCUCUGGCUGAGGAAAAGGUCUCUCCCACUCCAGCUGUUAACUGGAGAGACUGCCAUUGGAGAGUGCAUCCUCCAUGCAAAGCAGACAGUCUACGCCCUUUCCUUCACACUCUCUGUCCACCUAGCCCAGGAUUGCCUGCUCAGACUGGCAGCGGGUCACCAGACUCUCAGGCAGAGAGCCUGUUCGCCAGCUUCCUGACCCUUGUAAACUGCAGAGGCUGCCAUUGGGGAUUGAGCCUGGCGCCUUCUGCAUGUAAGACAGGUGUCCACGCAGUUAUGCCCCUUCCUCUCCAUCUGCAGCAACUGAAGACGGCCAGCCUGGAGAGCCUGAGAGCGGAUCAGCCCCAGCCAAUUUCAUGUCACAUCAUUUUCCUACAACGAAGACUUUGGGGAGCAGCUUCGGGGUUGAGGCUGAAUCCACUGGCAGGAGCCAUGGAAGGGGGAGACACCGUGGUCACACAGCAGGUCUGCCAGGUGGACGACAUGUAUGACGGAGAGAUGCGAGAGGUGGAGGUGGCUGGGCACCCGGUGUUGCUCGUGAGGGACCACCUGCAGUUCAGCGCUCUGGGGAGCAGGUGCACCCAUGCCGGAGCCCCCCUCAGCAAAGGCUACUUGGGACAGGGACGGAUCCGCUGCCCCUGGCACGGGGCUUGCUUCAGCCUCAAGACGGGGGACAUUGAGGAAUACCCCACCCUGGACUGCCUCACAUCCUUCAAGGUGACUGUGGACGGUGGGCAUGUGUACGUCACGGCCAAGAUUAAGGACCUGGAGAGCAGCCACAGGGUGAAGCCCAUGAGCAAACGGAACCCGCUCAACAGCCAGACGGCACUGCUCCUGGGGGCAGGCCCCGCAGCCCUGACUUGUGCCGAGAUCCUUCGCCAGGAGGGCUUUACUGGCAGAAUCGUCAUGGUGACCCGGGAGAACCACCUGCCCUACGACAAGACGAAGCUGAGCAAGGCACUGGGUGUCAAAGCAACAGACAUCUACCUGCGGCCUCAGAGCUUCCUGGAUGGUCACAGCAUCGAAGUCUGGAUGGAGAAAGAGGUGGCGUCUCUGGACCUGGAUGGCAAAAGGGCAGAGUUCAGUGACGGGACCUGGCAGACCUACGACCACCUGCUGAUUGCCACGGGCAGCAGCCCCAGGCGCCUCCAGUGCCCAGGCGCCAACCUCCAGAACGUCUGCGUCCUCCUCACCCCUGAAGAUUCCAGCCGGAUCUUGCGCUUGGCAACGGGCAAGAGGGUGGCGAUUGUGGGAGCGUCCUUCAUCGGCAUGGAAGUGGCCGCCAGCCUCGUGGGCAAAGCCGCUUGCAUCGAGGUGAUUGAGAGGGCAGAGUGCCCCUACCAAGCAGCCCUGGGCUGCCAGGUGGGCCACGUGGCCAUGAAGAUGCUUCAGGUGCAGGGAGUGAAGUUCCACCUGCAGGCAGAGGUGACAGAGCUGCAAGGCGAAGGAGGAAAGGUCACGCAGGUCCUUCUGAGCAGCGGGCAGGUGAUCCUCACAGAUGUGGUGGUGGUGGGAAUAGGAGUGACCCCCAAUUCCAGCUUCCUUCAGGACAGCUCCAUUGUGCUGGACCGCAGAGGUGCCGUCGUCGUGGAUUUGUUCAUGCGGACCAGCGCCCCCUCUGUCUUCGCUGCUGGGGACGUGGCCUCCUUCCCCGUGGCUCUGCUCGGAGGGAAAAACAUUGACAUCUGCCACUGGCAAAUCGCCCAAGCCCACGGCCGCGUGGCUGCCCUCAACAUGCUGCAGAGGCAGGAGAAGCUGCACACGGUGCCUUUCUUCUGGACCAAGCUGCAGGCCAAGAGCAUCCGUUACGCAGGCUGCGGGAUGGGCUACACCGAGACGGUGCUCAAGGGAGAUCUGAGCCAGGAGAAGUUCCUCAUCUUCUACAUCAGGGAUGGCAUUGUGACUGCAGUGGCCAGCCUGAACUUUGACCCCAUGGUGGCCAUGGUGGCUGAGGUCCUGUACUCGGGGAAGAUCAUCACCAAGGAUGAGGCAGAGGCGAUGAAUGAAGAAGCCCCACCAGAGAAGGCCUAACCUCUCUCCCCACCCCAUGCUAGGAUCGGGGCCAGGGAGAGGCCAUGAGGCUCCUAGCCCUGCUGAGAAAAAAGAGGCUGGAUUUGAUCCUAACAGGCACUGAAGCUUCUAAUUUUCGCCUAAAAGAAUUCCUAAAACUCACGUUAGCUUUAGGUUUCUCACAAACUUUUGAAAUUCCGAUCUAAGCUUUCCUCUCUGCUAGUGUUGAAGACCAGGAAAAAGUGCUUGAGCGGAGCUGCCUCCAGAUGUCCCACCCUCCUUCCAAGCAGGGCCCCCAUGCCGUGUUUUUUUUUGGGGGGGGGAGAGAAGGGGCUGCAGCAGCUCACAGGUGGAGCAUCAGCAUCAUCUCCAGGGAGGGGUUCUGCUCAGACCCCUGCAGAACAUCUGCCGGCCUGUGCAGACAACACUAGAUUCUGUGGAGAGGAGGCAGCUGCCUAGUAGGUCUUGCAAAAUGUAAUAUUUGUUCUGAUAUGAUGAAGGGCUUUGCCACUUUUGUUCUGAAUUAACUGUAGCAGUGUUCAUAAACAGUUUGUCCAAAAGAA
This is a messenger RNA of Podarcis raffonei (Aeolian wall lizard), 2634 nucleotides long. Its product is annotated as apoptosis-inducing factor 3-like. The transcript has 19 exons. The record is from RefSeq and is a predicted model, not a curated record. Gene Ontology annotation, molecular function: flavin adenine dinucleotide binding; 2 iron, 2 sulfur cluster binding; oxidoreductase activity, acting on NAD(P)H. NCBI's taxonomy places the organism in Eukaryota, Metazoa, Chordata, Lepidosauria, Squamata, Lacertidae. Gene Ontology annotation, cellular component: cytoplasm. Bases 338 to 2092 code for a protein of 584 amino acids.